GUAUCGCGUAGCGAGCGAGUGGGAGGCGAGCCGAGCCGAGCGCGUUUCCGUAGCUGGCUUCAGUCGGUUAGGCGCGUUGGCACGGCGUCGUUCUUCUCUCGGCGCGCUCGGUAUAAACUCGGUUUCUCCUCGCCGAGGACGACGUUCGCGAGUUGAACAGGAUUAACAAGUGCGAGUACACAGUGUGAUUUAAGUUCGACUUGGUUUUUCGCUUCAAGUGCGGGACAACGCGACAUGAGAAACGCGUGUGCAGGUGGUGUACAGUGAAACCGUUGAAACUGAUUGCGCGACGAGAGAGAGAGAGAGAAGGUAACGUCCUCGAAGAUAUCUCUCUCUCUCGAGGAUUCUUCGGAGGAAAACGAACGAAGAGGAGAGAAAGACUCGUCGACGAGAUGACGGGAAGAUGUAUCGCGCGAUCCUGCGGGACGAGGCUGCUACCUGCCCUCGUCGUCCUGUUCUUCUGCGGAACUUUCGCGACUGCAACGAGAUUGAGGCACUCGAGACACCUGGACGUGAGAUCGCAGUUUCUGAGCGAGGAAGAAUUACCGCUCGAUGAGAAUCACAACCACAAGCCGGUGUUCUCCAAUUGCUCGAAUUAUGCACCCGUAGUGAAGGAGGAGGAAUCGCCCGGCACCGUGGUGAUCCAGGUGCACGCCGAAGAUAAAGAUCCGCCGGACGAAGGAGGUACCAUUACGUACAGUUUCGUGACCGCUCCCGACGAAAGGUUAAAAUUCGAGAUCAACAAUAAGACGGGUCUCAUCAAGACGACCCAGAUGCUGGACAGGGAUGAACCCGCCAGGGAAAAGGAAGCUUAUCUCACAGUGCUCGCGACUGACAAUGGAAGGCCGCAGCUGGAUGACGUAUGCACAUUUAAAGUCACCAUCGAGGACGUCAAUGAUAAUUCGCCCGUCUUUGACAAAGUGGUCUUCCGUGGAUACGUAUGGAAGGCGUAUACGGAAUCCGUGCCACAAGAUUUACCAGUCGGCCGUGAGGUCAUGAGAGUCUCCGCUACCGAUAUCGAUGACGGCAAUAAUUCUGUUGUGCGAUAUAGUCUGUCGUCUAAGAGACAGGAUGAUGCUGUGUACUUUCGGAUCGACCGCGAGAGCGGUGUCAUAUUCCUCAACAAAGUUAUAGACCGGAAUCCAGAUUAUAAAUUCAGUAUGAUAGCCACCGCCGAGGAUAUUGGCGAAAACCCAAACAUGAAUGUCAUCGAUCUUGACAUACGGGUUGUGGAAUCACAUAAGAAGGCGCCAACUUUUUUACCAAGGCCAGCGGAACCAAUUAAACUUAAGGAGAAUUUUAGCGAUUUCGAAAAUAGUAUUGUCCGUUUAAAAGCAAUUUCCAACAUUGAUAACUCCAGCAAUUCGGACAAUUCGUACCUGCUCUUCGAGCUUGUCACCGGUAGAACGGAACAGACUAACAAAAUGAACACUUUUAGAUUAGAAUCCAAUAAGGACACAGCGGAUAUCAAAAUCUCUCAACAUCUGGAUUAUGAAAGUAACACGCAGUAUUCGUUAAUAAUACGAGUACAAAAUAAAUAUCAGUUAGCCGCCGAAACGGUGGUCGACAUCGAAGUUCUCGAUGUAAAUGACAAUAUUCCAGUUUUUCGUGAUAUCAAGAAAGGAAGCGUGUUAGAAAACGAGCCUCGAGGAGUUACUGUAAUGCAGGUGCGAGCCAUCGAUGCUGAUGGUACUUCUGCUAAUAAUCAGGUUAGUUACGAGUUGGACAACUUUAAGGAUCUCUUCGCGAUCGAUCCGCAAACUGGUAACAUCACGACUUUGACGACGUUCGACAGAGAGGUCGAGGACACGUACAACGUCAAAGUUAUAGCCACGGAUAAUUCUCCGAGCGCUUUGUUCAAGACCGGAGAGCACAAUAAAGGGCAACAGGUGUUUCGAAUCGAAAUCGCCGAUAAGAAUGACAAUCCACCUCGUUUCACGCAAAAAGUUUACACCCAUAAUUCGAUUUACGAAAAUGCAAACGUCAAUGCGCCCGUGACCGAAGUCAAGGCUGUCGAUUCCGAUACAGCCAGCCCCGUCACUUACAGCAUCAUAUCGGGCAAUACUGGUAAUAGCUUCUACAUCGAAGCUACAACGGGCAAGAUUCGCGUCCAAUCGAGGCUCGAUUAUGAAAAAAUUACCAAGUACAAUUUGACAGUAAGAGCGUUCGAUGGUGUAUUUAACGAUACCGCCCAGGUUGAGAUUUUUAUUGAAAACAUUAACGAUAAUCCACCAGUCUUCGAAGACUUUAACAAAAAUCCAACGAUAGAAGAAGAAAAAUUGGUAGACGGAUGCAUCACCACUCUGGCGGCCCACGAUCCUGAUAUCGAAGAUAGGAAUGCCGAUCAGCAUAUCGCCUACUUCCUCGUCAAAGAUGAACAGCAAGCCUUCAUAGAAAUUGACAAAACUGGCUGUUUGAAGCUGAAGAAGCCAUUGGAUCGGGACCCACCGAAUGGUUAUUCAAUGUGGACCGUGCUUAUAAUGGCAAGAGACGAAGACGGGGCGCUUUCGGCUCUACGCGAGACAGUAAUGGUCAACAUCACUCUGAUAGACAUAAACGAUAACGCACCGUUUCUCGAUAUGCCGUAUCCCGUGAUCUGGAACGAAAACAAGCCGCCAGGCAAGAUAACCGAGCUCAAGGCGCGGGAUUACGAUUCUGAUGAAAAUGGUCCGCCGUUCGAAUUUCGAAUCGACAACAAUGCGGACGAUGAAAUCAAAUCCAAGUUCGACAUUCGUGAAACUAAUCUGUACGCGCGAGUCGAGUUCGAUCGCGAAGAGAGGAAGAGCUACAACAUACCGAUCGCGAUCACCGACAGCGGAAUGCCACCUAUGACGGGAACCUCGACUCUCACCGUCAUCAUAGGCGAUGAAAAUGACAAUCCCAUGCAGGAGGGCUCGAGUUCUAUAUUUGUGUAUAAUUACAAGGGAGAAGCUCCUGAUACGGAAAUUGGACGCGUUUACGUUAACGACCUGGAUGAUUGGGACUUGCCAGAUAAAUCUUUCGAUUGGGCUUCCCAUCAUGAUGGAUUCCAUCUAGAUGUCAAUACCGGAAUGAUCACCUUGCUGUCGGGUACAACAAACGAUACCUUUGUAUUGAAGUUUAUCGUCACUGAGAAAGGCCAUCUUAUUAAAACUCACCAAGUACAUGCGUAUGUGAACGUCACUGUUAAAGAGCUUCCGGAGGAGGCCGUGGACAGAUCUGGUUCCGUACGAUUUUAUGGAAUAACCGCGGAACAGUUUGUGGAACCGGACGAGUCCGGAGUUAGUAAGAAGGAAAUCUUUCAAGAGAAGCUAGCCACUAUGUUAAACACAUCGGUUGAAAAUGUCGACGUAUUUGCGGUCCUUCAUUCGCCUCAUCACAACAAUAGAAGUUUGUUAGAUGUCCGAUUCUCGGCACACGGCAGUCCGUAUUACGCCCCUGAAAAGCUGAACACGAUUAUAGCGCAACAUUCGAAACAGAUUGAACGGGAAAUGAAAGCGGACAUUUUAUUGGUGAACAUCGACGAGUGCUUGUUUGAGAAGGCCUACUGCAACAGUUCAUGCCGCAGUUUCUUAAACGUCAGUACUAUUCCGUAUUCCGUAUACACUAAUACCAGCUCGUUCGUUGGUGUUAGAGCGAUUGUCGAUCCGCUAUGCACUUGCACUGUAGCAGAACCUAUCGUUUGCUUAAAUGGCGGCACUCCUCUGGCAGAACGAUGCGAGUGUCCACCUGGUCUGGAAGGACCGAGAUGCGAACUGUUGGGAAUCGGCUUUCACGGAGAUGGCUGGGCUAUAAUGCCACCACCUGAUCAAGCCUGCGAUGAAUCGCAUAUAGGAUUGGAAAUAACACCACAUGUGGAUAAUGGCCUUGUUUUUUACUUUGGUCCUAUGACUUUUAGUCCUAAACUGGGACUUCGAGAUUUUAUGGCUCUAGAACUUCAGCAAGGCUACGCCGUGUUGUAUAUCGAUUAUGGAACGGGAACUGUGAGAUUAGAUCACAAACAAAUCAAAUUGACGGACGGCAAGAAUCACCGAAUAGAUAUUUACUAUACGAAAACUUCGAUGGAGAUGCGAGUUGAUAAUUGCGGUAUAUCCGCUUGUAUGAGUCUCACUGCACCGCAGGGAACCAAUGAAUUUUUAAACGUUAAUAGUCCUAUGCAAGUAGGAGGUACAUUAACUAAUUUGGCACACUUGGCGUCAAAUUUAGGCUGGGAUCAUCAACCAACUGAUAAAGGAUUCGUUGGCUGCAUACGCAACAUGACAUUCAAUGGAAAUACGUACAACUUAGGUAUGCCGUCGUUGUCGAGAAAUGCAGAUCCCGGUUGCAAUCACGGUAUGGCAAAAGCCAUCUCAUUCGGAAUCGACACGAAUUUUAUAGUAGCCAUAUUAGUUUGCGUAUUGAUAUUGUUAAUACUACUCGUUGCGGUAGUAGUGCAUAGAAGAAAGACGGACGAUUUGUACAAGGAUAUGGAUGAUAUUAGGGAAAACAUUAUUAAUUACGAGGACGAAGGAGGCGGUGAAGUUGACACCGCAUUUGACUUGAAUGUGUUAAGAGCCAUUUACGAUGCACCGCCUAUCGAUUCUAAGAUAGCUCCAAUCGGCCUACAGGGUAGAGGAACCGAUGAAGUUCCAGACAUUUGUGGUUUUCUAGACGGAAAGAAAGAAAGCUGCGAUAAAGAUCCCGAUACAAAUCCGUUCGACGACGUAAGACAUUAUGCUUACGAGGGAGAGGGUAAUUCGGAAGGCGAUCUAUCAUCGCUAGCGUCCUGCACCGACGAUGGAGAUCUCAAAUUCAACUAUUUAUCUAAUUUUGGACCAAGAUUCAGAAAAUUGGCAGACAUGUAUGGUGAGGAUCCAAGUGAUGAGGAAAGUGACGGAGUCGGUGAACGAGAGAGCGAAAGCUGGUGUUGAGUUUUAUUAAUUGAGAACUUCGUAGAUAUACAAUUUUAACGCAGAUUCGCUCCAGCAAGUGUGGUCUAUGUAAUAAAUGAGUAUACAUGCCCCAGAGAAUUUGUAUUACAUAGAUCUAUGCAUUUCCACCGUCUCAGGCCUCUAACAACGGUCAAAGAAUAAGGCUUAAACUGUACUUAAACGAUACGCAUGGUCAUCAUUCAUCGGUUGCUCUAUUAAAAACAAAAGAGACGAAGAACGUUAUUAAUACGCAAUGCCGAUGCGAUGUGUAAUUACGUAUAAGCGUGAUUUAUUUAAUAGACGGAAUAAACUUUACAAUUUGCGAGUGACUAUAUGGACGCUAUAUAUAAAUUCCGUUUAUUCGGAAAAGUGAUGCGUAUCUCAUAUACUGAUUCUUAAGAUGAAUUUUUAUAUUGCGUCGAUAAAAACAACCUUAGCGCGAGUUUACGUUAAUAAUUUUACACUAGAGGUGAUAUAUGUGUAAUAAGUGGGACAAGAGAGAGAAUAGUGCGUUCACUGUACGUUGCACGAAUAUGAACAUUAAAAAUAAGGAUUCUGGAUUAUUGUAUUCUCGUUGUUUGACGAGUUGUUGGACAAUCUACAUUUCCAUGCAUAGGCGAUCUUUCUUUUUUCUACGUAAUUAUACAUAAUUACGAGUAUAAUUAUGACAUAUUGUAUUUUGAGAAAUUAUAAUAAGCGAUGUUCUAUACAUGGGUUAAGAGUAUAAAAAGAUAAUCUGCGGCUAAUAUAUAAGUAUUGUAUUAUAUAGACGGCUUAAUACUUUGUCGAUUAUCAAAAUCAUUUAUUAAUCAUAAUUGGUAAAUGAUGUAUAAAAAUGAUUUCAGAAAACUUAUUACAAAUUUUGUUUAUGCUUUUAAGAUAAAAAGACUUAAUGGGCUAAUAAUAUUGACAUAGAUUUAUUUCCUUUUUUUUUUUACUUUUUUAUUUUUUUAUAUUCUGACUUCCAACAUUAAAUCAAAGACUUUUCUACAUAAUAAUUGAUUGACAUGAUAUAUAUAUACACCAUAUUUUUCCUUUUCAAUAUAUAAAAAGUUAACGAAGUAUUAAGCACAUGUUUUAAUUGUUCAUUCAUUGAAUUUAGAUGAGAGAAAGAGAGCUACUGUCUAUUUAGUUAAUAUUUUUUUUAACGUUGCGUAUUAUAAUAGCGGUGAAAUGCUAUAUGACUGACUUUAUAACUCGCCGUCUAGGAAAACCUGAGUAACUUCGUAAAGCUGCAAAAAUUGACUGCCAGAUUCAAGAGACAACCAUUCGCCUCUGUACGUGUAUCAUUAGCUUUUAAACUUACGUGCAUUCCAGCAACGAAGGAUAUAGUUGGGUAAUGCCAGUUUAUAAAAUGUCAAUAAUAUACAUUGUAGUUUUGUAACUAAUGGUCUAUUAUAAUGAGAUAGUAAGUUUUGUCGAUUACCGAUGUGUGUUCUUGAGUUUGGCAAUCUUCAAGUUACAAAGGGAGUUUCCAGACUAUUUUUUAUACAUACCUUAUAUAAAUAAAUAUAUAUAUAUAUAUAUAUAUAUAAAGAAAGAGAUAUAUAUAUACAGAUGUGAAAGAAAAAUGAUACAUAAUGUCAGCGAUCAAUGAGAUAAUUUUAAGAGAAGAUUAGCCGAGGAUAAUUCUAUGAGAAUAAAAAAAGAGCAGUGCGUGAAUAAAAGAAUGAAAGAGGAUGAGAGAUACCUAAAGCGUCAUUCUUCUAUAUUUAAUUGAUAUAGUAUUUUAAUAAUUAUAAUGUAUGUGAGUGAAAGUAAGAAGAAAAAGUGUAUAUGAUAUAAAAUGCCAUGAGUGUAUGCGUAUCGAUAUUAUCAGAUAAAUACACACGUACGUACAAUAUUACGUGCGUAUUGUUACAUUCGAUAUGUGUUGCAAGAUGCAAGUAUAUAUAAAUAUAGAUACAUAUACCCUUUAUAUACGUAUAUUUCUCGUGAAAAUCGAAAAAAAUUCUAUUCUUAUCGCAGAUUUGUCCGUAAUAUUGUUUCGCCGAUAGGAUUAUAAGAAGCAACAGAGUAUAUUGUGAGUAUUCUACACAUUGCGACCGAAUGUAGAACAAAGAAGAAUCGAUGCAUCAAGAUCGAGUGCCAUAGAGCGCUUUGAAUAUUGAUCUUUCUCCUCGUUUCGCGGAAUAAUUUCUAUUAGUAAGAUCACUUUUUAUAGCAAUGCGCAAAUAAUUUCGAGAUAAUUAUAAUUUUAUCACGAAAAUAAUUGUUCGUGUCCUUUGUUAACUAUUCACUGUUUCAUAUUAUUAAUCCAUUAUCAUUUUUAUAAUUAUAUCUUCAUUCGAUUGAUAAGCAUUUACAUGUAUAUCAUUUAUAAAUGCUCUUAUUUUUAAGCCUAUUGUACACGAUAAAGCUAUUAAAACAUAUGUAUUGUCUGCGCGUGGUUACGUUGAAACAUUAGACAUGUUUUAAAUUACUUAUUUUGAUGCUCUUAUAAGAUUCAUCAAGUUUUAUAUGACUUAUAUUAUUAAUGAAGAAAUAAUUGUAGAAACCUAUUAUAUUUUGAUACUUGUCAUAAUAGUAAAAAAACGAGAAUACUUUAAUGUCCUCAAAUUCUGAGAAAUUCAAAAUUAUGGCAAUAAAAUCUGUAAAUAUAUAAUUAUUAUACAUAUAUAUUCAACAAAUUUGCAUUAGUUUAUCUGUUUUUCUCAUAAGAAACAGUAAUAAUAACAAUAAUAAUUCAGUGAUAUGUUUUUGUACAUAAAGUAUCACAAAUUGAUCCUUGCAUAUUUUAUGUAUAAAAGUUUGAAAAUGUCAUAAUUUUAUCAUGUGUUAAGAAGUAUCAAAAAUAGCACGGAUAACAUUUGCUUUUUGUAAUCACUUGUUAAAAAAGAAUCUCAACGUACCGCGCAUUUUUAAUACAUAUCGAGAGAUCCAACGCGUAUAUGAUAAGGAAUAUAACUUAGAUGGAUGUAUGUGAUCUCAAGAGAAUUGAGGAGCAGAUUUUAAAUGUUCUUCUUUCGUAAAUGUUUAUGAAGCUACUUAGGCGCUUGCCAUUGAACAACGAUUAGGACAAAAAUGGAUAGAACAAUAUAACAAACUUGUAAUUUAGUAAUUUCUAGAGAGAGAAAAAGAGAUUUUAUUAUUAAAAUUUAACUUUCAUGCAUUGUGUCACUUUUUUCAUUAAGGCAAUAUUUGAAAGCAAGCGUUGCGACAAAAUGUUAUUUAAAUAAAAAAAAUUUGUAUGAUAAAGAUAAUAUAAAAUUAAUGUGUAUAAUGUAAUAGGCUAAUCCGUCAUACAACAACUUACGAUAAAUAUUGCUCGACUCUUCUCUAUUAUUUUAUGAAAUUAGCUCAUUACGCAUAAACAGUGAAGCAUAAACGUUUUAUAACUUUUUUCUUCAUAAAAAUAUUUUUUUAUUUAUUUACCUUAUUAAAAAAUCCUCUCAAAAAAACUUGCCCACAUGUUAAUCAAAUUUGUAAUAAUUGUCACUUUGCAACAAAUAACUUUGUAAAAAAGAAUCGCGUUACUCUUCAAGUUUCAUAUGCCUAUAUAUCGUCAUUUAUAUUAUUUGUACAGACACAAACAAUAGGUAGUAAAAUAUGAAGAAUUCGCUGUUGAUAAAUGUUUACUUAAACACUGCCUUUAAGUGAUAGAAAGAAGAUCAUGGAUUCUUUGACGCGCGAUUUUAAUAAUUAAAUCUUAAUCAGGUACUAUUCUGCACUUUAAUAAAAACUUAUUGUAAAAAGACGUAAAUAAUUAUAGAGAUACGAAAAUAUAUAUAUAUAUACACACGCAAAAAUAUAAUGCGCGCGUGUAUACACAGGCUUGUACAUUAUCUAGAAAAAUAAGAACUAUUACGAAGAAACCAUUUAAUAUGUGAUAAUCGACGGCAACGCAUAUGAGCGCACCAUUAUCAUUUAUCUUCGAUCCACCCUUAGCACGAAAACGUUAUGUGUAAUUUCUUUUUUGUAGCAAUAAAGUGAAAUUCGAAUAUA
Messenger RNA from Nylanderia fulva, 8834 nucleotides. It is a transcript of the gene shg, whose product is annotated as DE-cadherin. Gene Ontology annotation, biological process: homophilic cell-cell adhesion; cell migration; multicellular organism development. Gene Ontology annotation, molecular function: calcium ion binding; beta-catenin binding; cadherin binding. Gene Ontology annotation, cellular component: plasma membrane; catenin complex. The record is from RefSeq and is a predicted model, not a curated record. NCBI's taxonomy places the organism in Eukaryota, Metazoa, Arthropoda, Insecta, Hymenoptera, Formicidae.